AUGGGGCGCUGCGCUGCCGUCCACGCCUGCAACUUCAGGGGCCGGGCCCCGCAGGCCACUUGCCGGCUGGCCAGACGCAGGGCGCUCGGGGCGGCAUGGAGCCUACGGAGGCAGCAUCUGAUGGACGCCAGGCCCGGAGCCCGGUCUUACACUGGAUCUCUGUGGCAGGAGGGGGCCGGCUGGACCCCUCUGCCCGCACCUGGCCUGGACUUGCAGGCUAUUGAGCUAGCCGCUGAGAGCAACCAUUACUGUCAUGCCCAGAAGGGUCCUGGCAGUCACUUUGACUCCAAGAAGGAGCAGGCCCGGCGACAGCUUUAUGUGGCCUCUGCCAUCUGCCUGGUGUUCAUGAUUGGGGAAGUCAUUGGUGGGUAUCUAGCACAUAGCUUGGCAGUCAUGACCGACGCAGCCCACUUGCUCACUGACUUUGCCAGCAUGCUCGUCAGCCUCUUUUCUCUCUGGAUGUCUUCCCGACCGGCCACCAAGACCAUGAACUUCGGCUGGCAGCGAGCUGAGAUCCUGGGAGCCCUGCUGUCUGUACUAUCCAUCUGGGUCGUGACUGGAGUGCUGGUGUUCCUGGCAGUGGAGCGACUGAUCUCUGGGGACUAUGAGGUCAAGGGGGGCACCAUGCUGAUCACAUCAGGUUGUGCUGUGGCUGUGAAUAUCAUAAUGGGGCUGACUCUUCACCAGUCUGGCCACGGGCACAGCCACGACACCAGCCAGCAACAGGAGAACCCCAGUGUCCGAGCUGCCUUUAUCCAUGUGGUUGGAGAUUUUCUGCAGAGCUUAGGCAUCUUGGUGGCAGCCUAUAUUUUAUACUUCAAGCCAGAGUACAAGUAUGUAGACCCCAUCUGCACCUUCCUCUUCUCCAUCCUGGUCUUGGGGACGACCUUGACCAUCCUGAGAGAUGUGAUCCUGGUGCUGAUGGAAGGGACCCCCAAGGGUGUGGACUUCACAGCUGUACGGGAUCUGCUGCUGUCCGUGGAAGGGGUGGAAGCCUUGCACAGCCUGCAUAUUUGGGCACUGACCGUGUCCCAGCCCGUGCUGUCUGUCCACAUCGCCAUCGCUCAGAAUGCAGACGCCCAGGUCGUGCUGAAGGCAGCCAGCACCUGCCUGCAGGGAAAGUUCCACUUCCACACUAUGACCAUCCAGAUUGAAGACUACUCUGAGGACAUGAAGGACUGUCAGGCGUGCCAAGGCCCCUCGGACUGA
This is a messenger RNA of Puma concolor (puma), 1209 nucleotides long. It is a transcript of the gene SLC30A2, whose product is annotated as solute carrier family 30 member 2. NCBI's taxonomy places the organism in Eukaryota, Metazoa, Chordata, Mammalia, Carnivora, Felidae. Gene Ontology annotation, cellular component: plasma membrane. Gene Ontology annotation, molecular function: zinc ion transmembrane transporter activity. Gene Ontology annotation, biological process: response to zinc ion; zinc ion transmembrane transport. The record is from RefSeq and is a predicted model, not a curated record.